CUCUUCGCCUGCCGGUGCCCCUGUCCUAUUUGUUACAAAGGCCGAUGGAACACUCCGCCUCUGUGUCGAGUAUCGUGGCCUCAAUGAACUCACUGUCAAAAACCGCUACCCGCUGCCACUCAUACGGGAGACUCUCGAUCGCCUUUCCAAAGCCAAGUGGUACACCAAACUCGACCUUCGCCAAGGGUACAAUCAGAUCCGAAUGGCUGAGG
Morchella sextelata is the source of this 212-nucleotide messenger RNA. RefSeq lists its product as uncharacterized. Lineage: Eukaryota; Fungi; Ascomycota; Pezizomycetes; Pezizales; Morchellaceae. The transcript has a single exon. The record is from RefSeq and is a predicted model, not a curated record. The annotation marks the transcript as partial.